Molecule: messenger RNA, 904 nt
Organism: Temnothorax curvispinosus
Lineage: Eukaryota; Metazoa; Arthropoda; Insecta; Hymenoptera; Formicidae
Product: RAD50-interacting protein 1-like
Exons: 6
Coding region: 18-830 (270 amino acids)
Biological process (GO): regulation of ER to Golgi vesicle-mediated transport; retrograde vesicle-mediated transport, Golgi to endoplasmic reticulum; endoplasmic reticulum to Golgi vesicle-mediated transport
Cellular component (GO): Dsl1/NZR complex
Source: RefSeq, a predicted model, not a curated record
UUGAAAAAUCACUGUCAAUGGCAUCAACCACUGCUCCUUCCAAGGUAAAAGCAGUAGUUGAGAAUGUAGAAUGUGUCAGUUGUGAAGUCAAGCAGUUACAAAAAACUUGUUUAGAUCUGAGUAAGAUGAUUGAGGAGACGUUUAGUGAAAACGACAAAAAUUUAGAGCUACAAGAAGUUAUUGACAAGAUAGGGCAGCUUGACAAAUCGUUAUCCUAUUUAUUCUUUAUAAGAUAUAUAGAAAAUAUUAGUGAUGAGAUAGAGACAUUUUUGUUAUCUGGUGAUGAUCAGUCUGUAAUAAUUCUAUAUACGAGCUUGACAAACAUCAGUUGCCAAUUGCAAACAUCUGUGUGUCAUCACCUGGUCAGUUAUGUCCAUGAGACCUUACACUUUUGGCAUAAUCUAAUCAAGGAAAAAUUAUCAAAGGAGUACAAUGAUUUAUUGAAGACGUUGAAAUGGCCUUUUUGUGGAACCAAUGCUACUUUAUUGAACGUACCUUUGCUAGAGACAAUGACAAGAUUUAAGAUACUCAUUGAAUAUCUCUUUCAUCUGCAGUUACCAGAAGAAAUGAUAAAACCUGUAGUAACAUCUGUGCUGUUAACAGACUUUGCACCAGUUAGUUUGCCAAUCGCCCUUUUAGUACGUCCUCUCCGACAAAGAUUCAUUUAUCAUUUCACAGGAGCUAAAUUGACAAACCGUCAAGAUAAGCCAGAAUGGUUCUUUACACAGAUUUUAACAUGGAUCAAAGACCAUGUUCAGUGGGUACAAAAGAACAUUCAACCUGUAGCGGAUUCUGUAGGUUUUGGACACUUAGAUAUUAAGUUCAGUUAGCCGUUGAGAAACUUCAUUCCGAAUUGCCCUUAGUACAGUAUGAUGACACUCUAUUUGCGCAUUUGGUAGACGAA